This is a messenger RNA of Amoebophrya sp. A25, 191 nucleotides long. NCBI's taxonomy places the organism in Eukaryota, Dinophyceae, Syndiniales, Amoebophryaceae. The record is from the annotation of a GenBank genome assembly.
AUGUACCGCGUUGCAGAACUUCGCUUUUUCCACAGUUUCUACGUUGAGCAAAGGCUUCGCGAGCAACACCUCGCGCAAGAACAACGACAUCUUCACUUGGCAGGUUCACGGGUUGUGUCCCCAGGAGAUUCUCAACAACAGCCAUUGAUCGUGAAUGGUGUUCACAACAUGGUGCAAGUAAAUGGCGCUGA